This is a messenger RNA of Notothenia coriiceps (black rockcod), 1808 nucleotides long. Its product is annotated as dynein heavy chain 7, axonemal-like. NCBI's taxonomy places the organism in Eukaryota, Metazoa, Chordata, Actinopteri, Perciformes, Nototheniidae. The transcript has 15 exons. The coding region runs from base 27 to 1808 and encodes 593 amino acids. The record is from RefSeq and is a predicted model, not a curated record. Gene Ontology annotation, cellular component: dynein complex. Gene Ontology annotation, molecular function: dynein intermediate chain binding; dynein light intermediate chain binding. Gene Ontology annotation, biological process: microtubule-based movement.
CAUGAUAACUUUGCACAGGUACCAAGAUGAGUUCAGCCAAAAAGAAGCCAAAUAUAGCUGAGGGUCUUUCAUUCCUACCACCAGCUCUACCUCAGCUCCACAGAAAACAGCCGUGGAUAGAUACAAAACCUUCAUUUUCGCCGUAUCCCCCACUCAAGCGGAAACGAGUUGGUCUGACUAAAGGAGUGCACAGUAGACCGGUUCAGAGUCAGGGCACAGGUCAGAACGAUCUUGAGAGCAGAACAGCAGAUCAGUUCAACAGAACCUCCAAGCACUGCAUCAGCACCCAUACAGAACUCAUGAAUGAGAAGGGCAAGAUUCUCCGGGAAACUCUGGUUAAAUUCAUAUGCUUGCAAGAAAAAGAGGACAGCCCCGCGCCAACAUUUGGCUCCUCCAAAUCCACAACAAAGACAAAUCGUGGAAAGGGAUAUGAUAACUACAUCCAGAAGGGGAUAGACCUGGAAGAUGUGUCUCCUCUGGAGGACUCUUGGCUGGAGAGCAUACAGGACAUGAUACCAUGCCACCUGCAGAGCCUGAGCACACCUUUUCAUCUGCUGGUCGACGAGAUCAGAGAGGAAUACCUGCUCAGCGUCAAGGAAGCAAUCGUGAAAUAUAUAUUUGGAGAUUCAGGGGACAGUGACGAAGACCAAGUGAAAGAUCUGCCCCCUCACAGGCUUGAACUGGAGGUUUUGGAAAAACCAUGGAACAAAACCUUUGUCCUUGCACGAAAGAAGAUGGGGAAUAAGCUUCACUCCAUCAACCCCACUAUGCUGAAUGUGCUUUACAUUUGGCAUGCAUUUUACAAACAUUUACGCCUGAUAGAUGUAGAGGAGUUCCACAGCAGAGAGGAGUCCAUGGAGCUCUCUGUGUUUCAGCAAAUUGUCAACAGACAAAUUGACAAUGCCAGAGAAGUCCUCCUCAAAAACUGGGUUCCCGAAGUGCACAACAUUUUCUACCAGGGGUGCAGGUCCCAGCUGGUGCCUGCCUCCAGCAAUAUGCCCAAACUGCUUUCUUUCUUCAACUGUGCGGCUACACUGAUGACAAUGCAGCUGCAGAGCCUUGCAAUAGACUCCAUGAGGGACUAUACACGGCUCAUUUCCCAAGACCCGAAGUCAGAGCGGGCCUAUGAGCACACAGGCUUUGUGCUGCAUCUGAUCCUGGAGGACGGAGACAUCAAGUUCGAGCCUGAACUCAAACAGUACGAGGAGGCCCUCCUUAACGUCUAUCAGCUCAUGCUCAGGCCUAUCAACAUGGUACCACGAGUGGAAACCAAACUCUACUUUGAGUGGCAAAGCUCCCAGUGUGGAAGCACUCUAAAGCCCAUCAUCCUGCCGGAGAUCCUGGAGGCGCAGCAGGAAGAGGUGCUCCGUGUUUUCCUGGCUGAGUGUGUCAGGCCCAAGGAGUAUGUCCAUGAGUAUGAUAAAUACUCCCCGCUGGUUUCCAGGCAGGCGGAGGAGGAUGUGGAGCAGUUCCUCAGUGAGCAGCACUCCUUCCAGGACAUCAUGGCAGAGGUGGUCCACUACCAGCAGCUCGCUGACCAGAUCCAGUACACAUCGUGCCAGGUAGUGCGCCUCGGCAUGUUUGAGGUUCAGUCCCAGAAUCUCAUCCACUCUCUCGUCAAGCGUGCUGAGGAGCUCCAGCAGAAAAUGGUCACUCGCAUGCUGCAGGACCAUCAGGAGAUCAACAAGAAGCUCUGUAAUGAAUUUGAGAAGAUGGCAGAGAAGGCACUGAGCACACCCAAUGACACGCAGGAGCUGAUGGAGCUUAAGGCCUAUAUGUAUAAAGGAUACUUAGAAGAACAGCUGUGA